GAGGCCAACGAUUCCGGAUUUGGAAUCGCUGUCAGAGCGUGAAUCUCAAUAGAAGUCAGCGCCAUGGAGCCGCCACAUGGACUGUCGAAAUCCGCCCUCUUCACAGGACUCUGUGUCGUAUUAAUGUCAGCAGCCCUCUCGAACGCGCUCGAUAGCUAUGCCUGCAGCUAUUUGGAUGGGUACAGUGAUAGCUCUUGCUUGAACAACGCCAGUGCAGUCCGUGUGAUCAACUGCACAAAAAAAUACUGUGUGACGAUGCGCGUAGAACUAUUGCGCAACUCGAGCAAGGUGAUGUCCUUUCUGCGCGAUUGCCAGGACGAGCCGGUGAUGCUGUAUGGAAACAGGCCAGAUGAAACCACUCGCACUUAUUACACCUCCUGCCAAAAAAACCAAUGCAAUGGACACAAUGGACGGGUGAAGAACUCAACCAAUGGAAUUCACAAUGCCAUAGUUCCAGGGAAAAACGCUGGCCAGGGGUUGUCUUUCACUUCACUGCCUUUCCUCGUAUUCCUUAUGCCUGCACUUUGGCAAUUAGUGUUGGAAAUCGAAACACUCAUGAGAACAUGA
Messenger RNA from Drosophila takahashii, 567 nucleotides. RefSeq lists its product as uncharacterized. The record is from RefSeq and is a predicted model, not a curated record. Lineage: Eukaryota; Metazoa; Arthropoda; Insecta; Diptera; Drosophilidae.